Vanrija pseudolonga is the source of this 2784-nucleotide messenger RNA. It is a transcript of the gene mep, whose product is annotated as Extracellular metalloproteinase mep. Gene Ontology annotation, molecular function: metalloendopeptidase activity; zinc ion binding. The transcript is spliced from 2 exons. The record is from RefSeq and is a predicted model, not a curated record. Bases 101 to 2569 code for a protein of 822 amino acids. Lineage: Eukaryota; Fungi; Basidiomycota; Tremellomycetes; Trichosporonales; Trichosporonaceae.
CAUCUAUCUCUCUCUCAACGCUCGCUGCCCCUCAUAGACACACUACACUUGCAUCAUCACGUUGUACACUACUAGCAGUCGCUAGCCCCAGCAUCACAUCAUGCGCCUCUCCGCGCUCGUAGCUCUCCUCCCCUUCCUCGCCGUCGCCACCGCACACGACGCGCACCACAAGGGACGCAAGUCGCUCUCGUUUGGCCCGCACCACGCCCACGCGCGCUUCGAGGCCUUCCCCGACCACCACCGCGCGCGCGCCUUCACCGACGAGCCGGCCGACGCACGCAAGGUCGCCACCGCCUUCAUCGCAGACAAGGUCGGCGCCGGCGAAGGCGAGGGCUUUUACCUCCGCGACGACUCAUACACCGACCCCUCGACGCUAGUCACCCACAUCUACGCGCGCCAGCUUAUCAACGGCCUCGAGGUCGGCGACGGCGACAUCAACGUCAACGUCGACCGCAACGGCCGUAUCAUCUCGUGGGGUAACUCGUUCCACCCUGGCGGUGGCGCCGAGCUCCGCGACACCUCGACUAUCGCGCAGACGGUGCUCUGCGAGUCGAUUGACCAGUCGAUCGACAACCACAAGCACGCGCUCAAGGAGCUCCUCGCCCCCGAGCCUUCGGCCUGGGACCUGGCCAAGACGGCCGCCAAGGCCCUUCUCGGCCUCGACGGUGACGAGGACGAGGUCUCGGACGAGGAGAGGCAGCACACCCGCCUCAAGAUUGGCAAGAACCUCCGCCACGUCAAGAACCACAAGAAUGCUCUCUGCGCUCAGCAGGUGGAGCCGGUUGUUGCCUCGUCCGAGGACGGCCUGACUGCCGCCGAGGCCCUCGCUUCGCUCCUUGGCCGCAUCUCGAACAACUUUGUCGACCCCCAGUCGCUCGAGUCGACCCCCCACCACACCCUCAAGCCCAAGCAUGCCCCUGCCGAGCCGCCCACCGAGAUCCUCUCGGGUGAUGCCCUCGCCGCUGCUGAGGUCGUCGGCGAUGUCCCCGCCCGCCUUAUGUACACCCAGUCGUCUGACGGCUCUCCCCGCCUCGUCUACAAGUUUGAGGUAGAGAUGAAGGACAACUGGUACGAGGCCUACGUUGAUGUCAUCACCGGCAACAUUGUCCGCAUGGUCGACUGGGCCGCCGACGCCAGCGACCACUUUGCCCACAAGAUUGAGGCCCGCAAGGCCAAGGCUGCCAAGUCCCUCGACAAGGGCGGCAAGCAGAAGCCUCUCCCCACUCCCGAGCCCAAGUACGAGUACGCCGUCUUCCCUUGGGGUGUCAACGACCCCACCACUGGCAAGGUCAAGACUGUGACCAAGCCAUGGGACAAUGUCGCCUCGCCUCUCGGCUGGCACUCGUACAUCACGGCCUCGAACCCCUGGCCUCAGGCGCGCUUCAAGGGCGCCACUGUCAAGGGCAACACCACCACGGUCGCCUCGACUGUCGGCAACAACGUCCUUGCUCACGAGGACUGGGAGGGCCGCAACGAGUUCCUCGACAACUGGCGCCCCGUCAGCGACGACUUCUCGUUUGUCUACGAGUAUGGCGAGCCCGACGGACUUGCUCCCAAGGAGUACAUCGACUUUGUCACUACCCAGCUCUUCUACACCUGCAACGCCUACCACGACCUGCUCUACCGCCUCGGCUUUGACGAGGUCUCGGGCAACUUCCAGAUGUACAACUUUGGCAAGGGUGGCCGCGGCGGUGACCCCGUCAUUGCCAACGCUCAGGACGGCUCGGGAUACAACAAUGCCAACUUCAUGACCCCACCGGACGGACAGGCUCCCCGCAUGCGCAUGUACGUCUGGGACACUGCCACCCCCUACCGUGACGGCGACCUCGAGGCCGGCAUUGUCAUCCACGAGUACUCGCACGGUCUCUCGACCCGUCUCACUGGUGGUCCCGCCAACUCUGGCUGUCUCGGCUGGGGUGAGGCCGGUGGUAUGGGUGAGGGCUGGGGUGACGCCAUUGCCACCAUCAUCCGCCAGGUUGAGGAGCACAGCGACAGCGGCCCCGACGUCUUCCCUAUGGGCGCUUGGGCUGCCAACCAGGCUGGUGGUAUCCGCAACUACGUCUACGCGACCAACUCGACCCUCAACCCGUCGACGUACAAGACGCUCGACAAGCCCGGCUACUGGGGUGUCCACGCCAUUGGCGAGGUCUGGGCCGAGUACCUCUUUGUCCUUACUACUCGCCUCAUUGAGAAGUACGGUUUCUCCAAGACUCUGUACCCUCCCGAGGACACAAGCAAGCCCAACGACUACUACACCAAGACUUCGGACGAGAGCGUCGACUCGCUCGGCCGCCCUCUUCCCCUUAUCCCCAAGCACGGCAACACGCUCUCGCUCCAGCUCAUCAUCUCGGCUAUGAAGCUCCAGCCUUGCCGCCCCACGUUCUUCGACGCCCGUGACGCCAUCCUCCAGGCCGACGAGCUCCUUACUGGCGGUGACAACCAGUGCAUCAUCUGGAAGGCGUUUGCCGAGCGGGGCCUUGGCUCUGACGCGGCCGUUGUCGGCCAGACUCCUUGGGGCGGUGGUGUCCGCACCGACGGCUUCAAGGUCCCGCCCAAGGCCUGCAAGUAGGCUUUGACCCGCCACGUCCGCUGUAUACCAUGGACCUGUCUCCACUACCCUCACAGCACGCGCACCCACCCAGACUGAAUCAAGAGAAUCCAAUGUGCCGCCGCCAAUGAUCCGAAGUGUCCCGAACCUUAUGUGUGUGUGAUUGUACUUGUUCCCUUUGCACGCCUAGAGCGGGUAGAGUGUGUUCGAAGAGAGAAAUGUAUGAGUUCUUGAGA